Molecule: messenger RNA, 2050 nt
Organism: Salmo salar (Atlantic salmon)
Lineage: Eukaryota; Metazoa; Chordata; Actinopteri; Salmoniformes; Salmonidae
Product: ret finger protein-like 4A
Molecular function (GO): protein binding
Source: RefSeq, a predicted model, not a curated record
UUUUUGCUAUAAUAAUGCACUUUUUCAGUAUAACUUUUCAAUAUCUCAGAUUUUUAUUUAAUUAAAUGAUUUGUUAAAUGUGAAGAGGGCCAUUCGUUAAACAUUUAAUUACAUUUGUAUGGCCUGACCUGUUUCAACUUUUACUGCUGGAGAAACCUCUAGAGGGAGCCUCUGAACCCUUGAACCUCAAAGUCUACAGUAGGUGUGGAUAAACACUACUCAUUGUUAUAGGAAGCUCUGGGGAGAAAAUAACGUUUAUUUAAUAUCUGAAACGUACACUCCGUUAUAGCUCCGUACUCUGUUAUCUGUAUUCAGGUGCAUCAUGGGACCUUUGAUCCAGCAAUUCUGUUUGGUAACAUGCCUUAUCUUUUUUCCCUGUUCAUCUGCUCCAGUUGCAGAUGGAACAGAGACUGAGAGGCAAUCAACUUCCGUGUCAACCUGUACACUGUAUGGUUUGAAUUGCACUGUGUGGUUUGCUGGAUGUGUUACAUUUGGGAUCAUUAUUUUCCUGGGAGUGGUUUUCUUGGUAUGGUAUAAGUGCUGUAGAGAUGCAAGUCAAAAUCUGCUGGGAGUAUUUCAUGUCGUUGGAGGAGAGGAUACAAGUACCUCUCCCCAUCCCAAGACGCCUAAGGCAGUUUCAAUGAAAGAUACGAAUAUGAAUUUGGACCUCCCACAUAGUGAUACAAGUACCUCUCCCCAUCCCAAGACGCCUAAGGCAGUUUCAAUGAAAGAUACGAAUAUGAAUUUGGACCUCCCACAUAGUGAUACAAGUACCUCUCCCCAUCCCAAGACGCCUAAGGCAGUUUCAAUGAAAGAUACGAAUAUGAAUUUGGACCUCCCACAUAGUGAUACAAGUACCUCUCCCCAUCCCAAGACGCCUAAGGCAGUUUCAAUGAAAGAGGCACGCUCACAUGAAGUGGAUGUUGUUCUAGAUAGAAAAACAGCUCACUCUCAGCUGAAGAUAUCACACAAUGGGAAAGUUGUGGAGUGGGUGAAGCAAAAACAAGAACCACAGACAGAGAUUGACAAGAAUGACAUUGACAAGCAUUUUGAUGAAGCCCCAUAUGUGUUGGGCAGUAUGGGCCGUGCUAUGAGGGCCUACUGGGAGGUGUCUGUCAAGGAGAAAAAGGACUGGGUACUUGGUGUUACCAGGGCAACAGCUAACAGGAAAGGACAGUUGGUUCUCAGUCCAGCCAAUGGCUUCUGGGUAAUCGGGAUCUCCGACGGCAAAGACUUUACAGCAUUCAUGGAUGAUGAUGAUGUCUUUAAAGAAAUAACUCUACACCGAGUGGGUAUCUAUGUGGAUUAUCAGGAAAGGAAGGUGACUUUCUACAAUGCAGAAGACAGCUCACUCAUCUACUCAUUUACCAAUGGACCAAGUUAUGAGGAUGAUGUUUGCCCACUUUUCUCACCCUGGAACAAUGAUAUAGAUCCAAUCAGAAUUUUGUCAAUUGAAACUAAAAAAUUGAAAUAAUCUAAAGCCUAACUAUCACCUCCACAUCUGUCAAUAGGCUAGUUUAUUGUGAUGGAAUGCUAAACAUGAGUGGUCUAACUACACUAAUGAUGGUCAAUCACUAAUGAUUGUCACUUCAGUAAUAUUUACACAUUUGCUUGGAGUUGUUUAAAUUGUAUGAUACAUUUUGCUUAUUAUACAAAUGUGUUGCUUUCUCACAUUGACUUUAUAUUCUUUGUCUUUGACUUGAAUAAUAAUGGACAGCUAUGUUAGUUGUUUUUCUCAAACCACAAGGAUAUUAUAAGCUAAAUCAUGCAUAAUGCAUAGGUAAUGUUAUGCCUCCCUUCAUGCACAUUUACUGUACGCUGUAUUGAUUUGUGAAAAAUGUAAUAUUGCUUUUAAGACAUGGAUGUGUAUCAGUUUAUUCCUUGUGAUCAUGAGGAUCAAUCAGUUAAUGCUGCUCUUACAUAACAAUGUAUAGAUUGGGAAGGUUUGUAAUCAGCCAUUGGUAAGCACAACUCUGCAUUAGAGGCCUUCGUCUUUACAAAGUCAUGACUGCUAGUCUGGGACCUCAUUAAUAAAAUGUUUGCAACAACA